AUGACGAGAUUAUUACUCGUAACUAUUCUUAUAUCAUUAUUAUUAAAUCUAAUUGAUUGUCGUUAUGCUGAAUGGGAAGAAAUAAAACCAUAUUGUGGUGCUCGUCCAAAUCCUCAAUGUUGUGUAAGUCGUGAUGAUGAUUGUUUUAUGCCAUAUUAUGAUUCUCGUUGCUAUUGCGAUUCAUUUUGUUUUCGUGGCAUUGAUAAUCAUGAUUGUUGUCCAGAUCAUGAUGCUGUAUGUGAGGGUAAACCUGCACCACCACCACCAACACCCGCACCACCUCCACCAGACAUUCGUUCAUGUUAUGAUUCAGCAACUGGUCGACACUAUCAAUUAGGUCAAUCAUUUUUACGUGACUGUAAUUUAUGUCGAUGUAUAACUCUUGGUUAUCAAACAACAUUAUCAUGUGAAGAAGAUCUUUGUGUUAAUAAUCCUGAUCUAUUAUCACAUAUUAAUAAUCAACAACCAUAUCUUGGUUGGAAAGCUGGAACAUAUGAUAAAUUUAAUGGUGUUAAAGUAAAAGAUGCAUUAAAACAUUAUCUUGGUACAAUACCUGAUCGUAGUUUACAUAAUAUGGUUGAUAAUGCACCCGAUGAUCCAAAUGAUUAUUUUCGUAUGGAUGAAGUUGAUUCAUUUGAUGCACGUGCACAUCCAAAUUAUGCCGGUAAAAUACUUGGUAUCCGUGAUCAAGGUAAAUGUGGUAUAUCAUGGGCAUUAUCAACUGUUGAUGUUGCUUCUGAUCGUCUUUCACUUGUUCAAAAUAUCAAACGACGAAAUGAACCAUUAAGUGUACAAAAUAUUUUAUCAUGUACAGAUAAAGAAGCUAAAGAUGGUUGUGAAGGUGGUCGUGUUGCAUAUGCAUGGGGUUUUAUUAAAGAUCGCGGUGUUGUUACUGAAGAUUGUUAUCCAUAUGAAAGUGGUACAUUAGGUAAUAUAACUGAAUGUAAACUUCAUUUAAGUGAUAGUGAUUUACAAAGUAUUGCACAACAUCGUAAAUUAUCAAAUAUUCGAUGUCCAUCAAGAGCUAAUGGUGAACAUUUUAAUUUUGGUCCUGCUUAUCGUGUUCGUGAUGAAGCACUUUCAAUUAAAUAUGAAAUACAUUUUCGUGGACCUGUACAAGCAACAAUGCGUGUUACACCAGAAUUCUUCUUAUAUAAAUCUGGUGUUUAUCGUUGUGGUGGUUCAAGUUAUGAUCGUCAAAAUCCACGUUAUGCUAAUUUGGCUGCUUAUCAUUCAAUUCGUUUACUUGGUUGGGGUACAAGUAUUGAUCCACGCACACAACAACAAGAAAGUUAUUGGAUUGCAGCUAAUUCAUGGGGUAAUGGAUGGGGUGAAAAUGGGUACUUUCAUAUUCGUUUUGGUGAAUGUGAAAUUGAAGAUACAGUUAUCGCAACAUAUGGUAAAUCAACUGACGUUUUUAAACGAAAGAGUAAACGCCAAUAA
Molecule: messenger RNA, 1443 nt
Organism: Rotaria sp. Silwood1
Lineage: Eukaryota; Metazoa; Rotifera; Eurotatoria; Philodinida; Philodinidae
Source: the annotation of a GenBank genome assembly